AAGCAUAAGUUUGCUAAAACACAGGUUUUUCUGGAAGAAGAGAAUAGCAAAAAACCAUAAUAUAAACAUCAACUCUGAAUAAAACUAAAACAAAGCAUUCUUGUGAAUAUUUCGAAUAAAAUUAAAAAACAAUAACUCGUUUUGGAAUACGGGAAAAACUAAAAAUUUGCGAAUUAGAUUUUCUUUCUCUCUAAUAAUCUUAUUUACAUAUACUUAUUUGGAGUUAGCUACUCAACAAAUACCAGCAUAAACACCUUACCAAGUGAAAUAAAAAAUGCUGAAAGCUGAAUACAACACCACGAGUAUUAUUUAACUAUUCUGUCAAAAAAGUUCAAAUACCAUCAGAGAGAAAGAGACGAAGUGUUCUCAUGUUGAAAAAUAAAAGUAAAGUACUUCUUUUCCCCCCCUGGGAAUUCCCCAUGUUACAAAUAAUUCCAAGGAGUGCGAGUGAAAAAGACAUUUAAUUCUCUUUGUAUACUACACUUCGCGCUUGAAUAGGAGAUUCAAGAGAAAAGAAAAAAGAACUACCAAGGGGCGACAAAACUCAACUUAUUAAGCAAGCAAGUAUGAGUGUUGCUUUUUUAAUUUAGAUCGCAAGAAAUUCAGAAAAUGAAUUUAUUUUUAAUACAAAACUGAAAUAGAUUUAUUAGCCAAUUAACUCAAAAGGCUUUCAAUAAUUGUUCGAUUACUUGAUUCUCUAUUUCAUAACAAAAACGCGAAAAAUCUGUAGAUUAGCAGAAUCAGAAAGCGAUAACAAUUGAAUCGAGCCAGAGCCACUCAUGAAAGAUGUGUAUGUUGUGUUGUGCGCCGAAUAUGUGUACAUGUGAAUGGAUAAAAUAAAGUAAUAAAAUAAAAUAAAAUAAAAAGAAAAAAAAGAAAUUCUAAUUAUUAAAGUACCUAUUGAUGUUUCAUUUAGUUAACAUUAAGAAAAAUAACCUGAAUAAAUAUUUAAAGUUUUGUUUUCGAGACCAGUCAGUGAAAAAUAUAUUCGUUGAACUUGUUUUUGCUUUGCUUUUGCUUUGAUCUACGAUUUUAAAAUUGUCUCGCAAAGAAAAGGAAAAAGCCUUCAAUUUGCUGGAAAUCCUUAUGGCAACAAAAAAAUGAUGAGUGUGCUGCCAUCACCAUCAUCACCACCACCAACCUUAGGGCUCCUUGAGAUAAGGAAAAGCUGCAACAAUGUUUACGAAUAUCAUAAUUAAUGUACAAAUAAAAAAACAAAUCUACAAUAAAUCAAAUAUUAAAGAUAUUCAAACUGAUAUAUAAAAUAAGAAAGUUACAAAUGAACUCUUGGAAAAUAUUGAGAAAAUAUAAAUAGAGUAUAAGAAAAGAAGAAAAAAACAUCAUUCCAGAGAUACAACCCUUUAGCUAUGAGCACGUCAUCAUCAUUGACAACAUCAUCGAGUGGUAGUAAUUUAUUAUCAUCUUCAGUAUCAUCUUCUACACCAUUUUUGCUAUCCGAAGGAUCACCAGCCACAUCAUCAGUGGUGGAAUCUGCAGCAUUAUCGGUACAAUCUCAAGGAGGAACUGGAUCGCCACGUCAAGUACAAAGCGAAGGGGUUACGAUACCCCUGCAACAGCAGCAAGUGACAUCAGGAGGAGGACAAUUUGUAUCUACAUGCGAUUCUACAAUUGGAUUGAAUAGUUUACUAUUGGCAAACAACAACGAAGAAGUUACCUUAAAUCAAAAUAGCAACAGUAACAGCAGCAACAGCAGUGUAAAUAGUUGCAAUAGUACCAAUAAUAGUUCGGGAAGUAAUAACAGUACUGGUACAAUUGCCGCGAAUAAUAAGCUAGGCAAUUGUAUGUCAUUGGUUGGCCCAUUAACACCAUCACAAUUCAGUGGAGGAGGAGGCGUUGGUGGUGGAUGUAUUGGAAAUUCAAACGAAGUAGUUAAUAAUAAUCAAAAUAGCAACGACGUGCAGAGUGUUCCAGGUGAAAAUAACAACAACAACGUCACCAAUAAUAUAAAUACUGAAGGCAACGCUGGUGGCUCACCAGUUGGUGGUGGUGGCGAAGAUUUAGCUAAUGUUGUGAGUUUGGCUCAAUUGAGUCAGCAGCAGCAACAGCAAGAACAACCAUUGACGUCAUCCCCAAAUGGAACAGCAAUUAGCACAACAAUUACCACAAAUGCAUCAUCAACACUGACACCGGGCAACAACAAUACAACUGUUGUUGGCGGCUCAGUUGUAACUACACCAGCUGCAGUCCUAUCAUCUUUAUCAACUUCAUUAUCUCUAGCAUUGUCUUCAUCAUCGUCAUCGUCUUCAUCGUCAUCUUCAUCAUCAUCUUCUUCUUCAUCUUCAUCAUCGUCAUCAUCAUCAUCACAGGCUGCUUCACCGCCACCAAUUCAUUCCCAUCACCAUCAUCCUCAUCCGUCAAUAACACCGCCAACAUCUGUUUUACCACAAAAUGCUGUUGGUGGCAAUGGGGCGGUAACACAUCCAUCUCUUCCGUCAACACCCAAUCAACAACUGGUGUCGCAUCUUAAUACCAGCAACAGUAACCAGAGCAUUAUUAAAAUGAAUGUCGCACCAAGUUCAGCCCCAGGUGGUAGUGUUGGUGGUGGUGGUAGCGGUGGUAAUGGGAGUUCCAGUCAAGGAGCUACACCACCACAUGGUUUGAAUACACCAGGAGGGCCUGGAUCUGUUGGACAUACAUCAUUGUCAUCACCUUUACAACAACCUACCACUCCAAUGGUUAUUAAGGAAGAGCUACACCCACAGCAUACACCGCCAUCGGCAUCAAAUGGAUCCGAAGGUGGAACAUCAUCUAAUUUAUUUUGUGACUCUAGCAAAAAAGUAAAAUUGGAGGAAGAUAACAAUGGUUUGGAUAGUGCAACAGGUAAUAAUAAUUCCAUUCCCUCAUUUGGUGAUCCUCAUAAUUCACCCAACGGCUGUUUGACGUCGAAUGCUUCCACUUUGAGUACUAAUUCUAUGGCAAUAUCAGCUGCUGGUGGAAGCGAGAACAGCAAUGGUAGUAAUGGCAGUACCGGAGGCAACCCCAAUACAGGUAGUGGUGUCGCAAUGGGAUCCAACACAGUACAGCCGAUGCAUGUGACUGACAAAUCUGGAACCGAAACAAUAGAUGAAAAUUUCUUUUCUGUUGGUACUGUUAAAGAUGAACUGAUGUCAAGCGAUAGUGGAAUGCCAAUGUCACUUGGAUCAUUAGGCAGUGUUAAGAAAGAAGAAGCAAUUGAUAUGUCACCGGAUGGCUUUGGCCCUCUGACGAGUACAAUGCCUGGACCGAGUAUGUCUAGCAUGGUUAACAACAGUGGUUGCGGAUCUGGAGGGGGAAUGAGUAUGGGGCACUCACCAAAUAUGAUGGGAAUUAACAAUUCUGGGGGUCCUCCUUCUAUAGCUUCCAAUAGUGGUAGCGGAAGAGGAUCGAAUCUUAAUACCAUGGGUGACCUAGGUGUUGGUGGUGGAGGAUCUGUUGGAAGUGGAAAUUCUAGCAAUAUCAUGCCUCCAAAUAUGUCCGGUGCAAAUCUAGGUAUACUAGGUGGCAAUGGUGGUUGCGUCAUUGGGAACAGUGUUGGUGGCGGUGUACCUGGUGGAAAACCUCCCACAAGUGGUGGAGGCCCUGGCAAUGGAAAUUCAUCAGUGGAUUACAUGCAGCAACAAAAUCAUAUCUUUGUGUUUUCUACGCAAUUAGCUAAUAAAGGCGCUGAAUCUGUUUUAAAUGGACAAUUUCCCACAAUAAUUGCAUAUCAUUGUACUCAGCCGGCUACGAAGAAAUUUCUCGAGGAAUUCUUCCUUAAGAACCCAAUGAAAUUGUCCAAAAUGAAUCGACAGAAUUCAUUAAACGUUGGUGGUGGUGGUGGACAUUGGGGAAACCCCGGCCAAAACAAUGGAAACAUGAUGUCGAAAAUGUCACAGCAAAAUAGCAAAGCUGGAGGGCCGAAUAACAAUAGCAACCAAAGCAACAAUGGAAAUGGUGGAUCGUCAGGAAAUGGAUCGUCAUCAAGUAGUCAGUCGACACCAGCGACAAGUAGUAGUAGUAUAGGAAUGGAUGUUAAGCCACCAGCAGGUUUCCACGAUGAUCCUUUGGCGGGUGAUAGCGAUUUAAUGCCAUGGGAACAGACAACCGUUCAUUUAGGCCUUGAUGGUAUUUCGAACGGGAGCAAUUCUGGUGCGAUUAGUAAUCGGGGCACGGCUAAUACAACAGGCGGUCCAGAUCCAAAUGCAAUGGAUAGUAGUGGGUCACCGUCAUCGACUCCACAACAAAGGUUGUGUAGUUCGUCAACUCCCUUGAGUGCUGGAAUCCAACAGAGUCCCAGUAAAAUGUCAUCAGGAGGUCCAACAUCUCCUGAAAGUAUGCAGCCAUCACUUCAAGGUGUCAAAGUUCCCGACGAAAAUCUGACGCCACAACAAAGACAACACCGUGAAGAGCAACUUGCAAAGCUAAAAAAGAUGAAUCAGUUUUUAUUCCCUGAACAAAUGGGUGAUUUUGUCGGAGGACCUCACAUGAAUGCAGUUGAUCCAGUGACUGGGGCACCUUCCGUCUCAGGAGGACAAGGACCAGGAGGUCCCGGAAAAAUUAUGGACGUCAAUCAAACCAGUGCCGGUGGAGCAAUGAACAUGCUAGGAGAAUCAUUAGCAAGUGGUGGACCAGGACAAAUGCCUUCGAACAUGAAUGUUCGGGGUGGUGUAAUAGGUUGUGGUAGUGGUCCUGGUCCACGAGGUCAAAUGAACCGCUCCUCGCAUGGGCAAGGAAUAGGUGGCCCAAUGGGGCCUAUGAACGAUGGAGUAAUGAUGGGAGGGGGCGGAACACAUAAUGACAUGGGAGGCAUGCAGUGUGGUAUGAUAAUGUGCAAUCAAUCUGGAGGUGGUGGUCCCGGGGGUGGUUCUCAGGGCAUGGGUAUGAGUGGCAUGGGUGGUAUGGGCCCAAUGAAUCCCUGUGGUAUGGUGCUAGGCGGUGGUCCAGGUGGAAUGCCACCAGGUAUGGCUCAAAUGGAGUGGUCAAAGUUACAACAUCAAUUCUAUGAGGAACGUAAAGGCAAAAAUCCUCAGAACAUGGAAAUGAUGGGCAGUGGUAUUGGCCUAUGUCGUCAAUUGUCUGCCGGCAAUGGUCCCAUGGGCGGUGGACGUUCGGGCAUGAAUGCAGCUGGUGGAGUUCUAAUGUCAUCUAAUAGUGGUAACGGAAAUUCAAAUAGAUCACAAGGACCCCCACCUCCAUAUCAUCAAACACCGCGUUCUGCAUCUGUGCCCAUUGCAACACAAAGCCCAAAUCCUGGAAGUCCAAAUAAUCCCACAUCGAAUCUUUCACUUCCUUCACCAAGAACUGGUGGUGGUGGUGGAUCGACACUUAAUUCGCCAGCUGGUGAUUCAGGCUCAAAUAGUGGUAGUGCGGGUAGUGGUGGUAGUGUUGGCAGUGGCGGUAUUAGUGGUAAUGGUGGAAAUAGUGGUGGUGGAGGUAGUAGUGGCGGUGGUGGUGGAAGUGUCCCUGGACCCAAUGGAAAAUCACAAAUGUCAUCAUACAAACAACAAGAUUCUCCCCUUACACCUGGAGGAAGUAAUAUUGGCGGUGGAAGUUCGGGUGGAACAGGACCAUCUGGACCAGUCCAGUCAUCUCAAAAUUCUGCAAACAAUAGCGGAAAUAACAAUAAUUCUGGUAGUAGCAAUCAACAAAAUAACAAUGGGAACUCAUCUAGAAAUUCAAUGAGCCAUACUAGUAAUCCUAGUACACCUGUUUCAUCGCACAUGUCACCCAAUACGGCACUUAAAGAGAUGGAGUUAAGUGGCCCAGGAGGAGGAGGUGGAACAGGGGGACCUGGAGGAUCAGUGGGCAAUAAUAACAACGGAAAUCAUGGUAAAGAAAUUGGAGUUAAUUUGAUGCCAGUGCCGUCUCCACAGCAAAUUCAAUAUCUUAACACAUUUGAAAGUCAAGAAUUAACCAUUCAAAAACAACCCAAUACAACGGUUUUAAGGGAUUCAUCCAAUGCAGUUGGAUUAAUGUUAGCUUCUCCUGGAAAUCAUAGAUCAUGCAGCAACAGCAAUAGUUCUCCGAACAGCACUAAUUCGGUAAAUAUUUCAUUGUCUGCAUCACCAUCAUCAAUGUGUGGAAACGGGGGCGGUGGCGAUUCGAGGUACCCACAAUCCUCUGGAUCAGCAUCGAUGCAUCAUAAUCAUAACAGCAAUGGUAGUAAUAAUAAUAAUUAUUCCCAUAUAACCUCCAGUCCACAUAAUUCUAUGUCUUCGAUAACGGCUAACUGUAUUGAAAAGAAUUCUCGCCUCAAUACAACAUCAAAUCCAAGUCCACAAGGCUCUAGAACACCCAACAUUGGAGAACCGACAAAUAAUCCGUCGAGUAUAGAUUCUAGAUUUAAUCCAGUCAGUCCUGCAAUGAAUUAUCCCGGAAAUGUAGGAAAUAGCAGUGGACAUGCAGUAAGUGGACCUGGUAAUAGUAAUGGCGGAAAUAGCAAUUCCAAUCAAAGUCAACAGCAGCACCACCAACAACAACAACAGCAACAACAACAACAGCAGCAACAACAACAGCAACAACAACAACAGCAACAACAGCAACAACAGCAGCAACAACAACAACAGCAACAACAAGGUCUAAAAAUGGGUGGAUUCAUGGAUAACAAGUGUGGUGAUCAGUCACCAGCUGGGCAAUGUGUGAACUUUUGUGGUCGAACAGAUAAUUUACCUUUGAAUCCAAACAGCAGUCGACCUCCACCAGUGAAAGCUUCGCAUUUUGAUCCGAUUUCAUCUUUGGCUCAAAUGUCGCAACAGCUAACAAGCAGUGCAACUAAUUCCUUAAAUGGAGGACCUUCCUGCAGUGGUGGAUCGAGUGGGCAAGGCGCUGGAAGUAUGAUGAGUUCUGGGUUUUCAAGCCAUGCAGAAAUGCAAAUGGGAGGCGGGAUGCCUGGCAAUGCAGGGUCUCAUGGUAUCGACAGCAUGAUGGGAGGUCCUGGAGGUGAUAGCAUGGAUCACUGUGGCAUGGGAGGCUUGCCGCCACAUGUUCUAAGUGGCCCUGGUGGACAAUAUGGGGGAAUGCAUGGUGGGGGCAAUGCAGGCCCUGGUGGUGGAUCAAUGGUUGGAAAUCCCAUGAUGAUGGGUGGCCCACCAAUGAGUUCACGAAUGCUCUCGCCGAAAAUGAAUGUCGGUAUGGUUGGGUUUCAUGGUGGCCAUGGAGGCAUGGGCUUACCACCACCUCCACACAGAAUGAUGGGAAGAGCGGGAAUGGUUGGAUGCCCAUAUAAUGGUGCAAAUAUUCAAGUGAAAGCAAGUACACCCAACACCAUUCAGUAUCUACCAGUAAGGCCGCAGGUAAGCAAUACAAAUCCUAGAGUUCCGCCCAGUUUAGAAUUUCUUCAACGAUUUGCAAAUCCCCAAAUUUCUCCGAUGGAUGUUAGUGGAGGUGGGCCUAAUGGCUCAGGCCCCGAUGCCAGUAAAAUGCAACAACCAGGUGGUCCCGGUCAGGGCAUGAAUUUCUACCAAAAUUGCAACCAAAUGAGUGGGACAGGACCGGGUGGUGGCCCUGGUCCAGGACCAGGUGGCGGUAUGAACAAUCAUAUGGACACAAGUGGUCCUGAUGGAAUGAUGGGACUUGGUGCUCCACCAGUAGGAAUGGUCGGAGGGUCUGGGGGUCCAAUGGGUGGUGGCAUUAACUCACAAAUGAUGCGAGGAAUGCGACCGAUGCGUCAGCCAGGUGCUGGAAAUGGAAUGCUGCGCAUGCAAGGCCCCAAUCCGCACAUGAUUGGAGGGGGUGGCAUGCAUCCCUUCGGAAAUGGUCCGCCCAACCUUGAUGGCAGUCCUAACGAUCCAUCGAAUAUUUUCCAAAACAAUCAAAUGUUUGGAGGUCCACCUGGUCCUAAAGGAAGCCCCAUGGGUCAUGCAAACGGUCCGAAUGGGGCACCUAAUGGGCCCGGUUUAGGUGGCGGUUCUUCACCGAUGGGAGGCGGCCCACCUGGUGACCCAUCACAAUCAAUGCAACCACAAUUAAAUGGACCAGGUGGACCACCAAAUUCUGGUGGACCAAAUGGCACUGGAGUUCCGGGUCCCAAUUAUAAAUCAUCACCUUUUGUUGGCCCAUCAACCAGUGAUCUUAAAUACGCCCAACAAUAUCAUAAUUUCCAACAACAACUCUACGCAACUUCAACUCGAAGUCAAAUGAACUCACAACUCGGAGGUCACAAUGGUCCUCCUGGUGGCCAAGGUUUACCCGGUAUGCCUCCAAAUCAAAAUCCUUCGUUUUUUGUUUCGAAGUAAAUCAAUUACUGUUUGCCAUGUCAUUUUAUUUCAUAACAUAAAUCUACGCGCAGCUAAAACAUCAAAUUUCGCCGUAUGAAAAUGUUUGUUUUCAUAUAUUUUUUUUAUAUUUUUACUAUUGUUUCUUGUAUUCUUUGUUAUAAUUAAGUUAGAUGAGCUAUUUUUUAAAUAAGAAGAAACAAAUACAUUUUACAAAAGUGCUUUUUGCAAAACAAGGAAGUGGUAAACAAAAUGACGCCGUCUUAAAAUUUAGUAGUAUUAUACAUUUUUAGUUAAGUUAUUAUUUUAAAUACAUAAACAAUUUUAAAGUUUUUCAUUAAUAUUAAUAAAGUAAAAAUAUAUUGUUAUAUAAUACAUCAUACAACAUAAAGUUGACAAAUAAUAAUAAAGAAAAGCGCAGAAAUAGAACGAUUUUAAGAGGAUAAUUACAUGUUUAUAGCCCGAUUAUUUUAAAUUUUAUUUUAUUUAAUAAGGAAAUUGAGUUGUUUGUUUCUUUUGCGAGUGCGUUAUUAAUGAUUAUUAAUUUGUGUUUGUUUAGUUCGAUUAAUAUUUUUUUCAAAGUGAACAGGAACCACAACAGAAGAAAAAAUUGCGUGUGAUUUUAUGAAAGAUUAUAAAUAAAUUUUAAGACUAAAAAAAAGAAAUAUUAUUAAACUGAAAGAAAACACUAUUUUUCGUUUAUUAUUUUAAGAGGGUUAGUUAUUAUUAGGUAUUUAAAAACUUUACCUUUUGUCAUGUCGAUUGAGCAGUAUAUAUAUAUAUAAACUUUUAACAAAUGUCAUGUA
This is a messenger RNA of Eupeodes corollae, 8998 nucleotides long. It is a transcript of the gene lgs, whose product is annotated as protein BCL9 homolog. Gene Ontology annotation, molecular function: chromatin binding. The record is from RefSeq and is a predicted model, not a curated record. Lineage: Eukaryota; Metazoa; Arthropoda; Insecta; Diptera; Syrphidae. The transcript has 10 exons. Bases 1368 to 8213 code for a protein of 2281 amino acids. Gene Ontology annotation, cellular component: Scc2-Scc4 cohesin loading complex. Gene Ontology annotation, biological process: establishment of mitotic sister chromatid cohesion; establishment of protein localization to chromatin; replication-born double-strand break repair via sister chromatid exchange.